This is a messenger RNA of Dermatophagoides pteronyssinus (European house dust mite), 2411 nucleotides long. RefSeq lists its product as uncharacterized. Lineage: Eukaryota; Metazoa; Arthropoda; Arachnida; Sarcoptiformes; Pyroglyphidae. The record is from RefSeq and is a predicted model, not a curated record.
AUGAAGGUCUUACCAUUCGGUCUUGUAUCAUCACCAGCUAUUUUGACCAACGUCACGAAAAGAUUAUUAUCGGAUCAGAAUCUUGAAGAAAUAGCUAAUGCUAUUUAUAUGGAUGAUAUAAUUUGGUCGUCGAAUUCAGAAUCUGAUUUAAUGAAAAUGAUUGGUAACGUCAAAGAUUGUUUCAACAAUGCUGGUUUCACAAUGCAUAAAAUUUGCUCGAAUAGUGAUCUGGUUUUGAAUAACAUAGAUUGUGAAGAGCAUGGUAGCAAGAAGGUUUUGGGUGUCAUUUGGAACACUCAAAAUGAUUCGAUUUCGAAUGUCAUUCCAGAUAUACAGCCAAUCAAUACCCGACGUGAAUUAUUAUCAAUGAUUGGUAAAUUUUUUGAUCCAUAUGGCUUUCUAGAUCCUUGGAAGCUCAAGCUUCGAUCUUUAUAUCGUGAAAUUCUAUUGAAAGAUUGGGAUGAACCUUUACCCGAUCAAAUUAUCAACGAUGCGAUGACACAUUUGCAAUGUAUAGAUGAUCUUAAAGAAUUGAAAAUGAAUCGAAACAUCGAUAUGAAUGGUGAUUUACACGGAUUCGCAGAUGCAUCUCUAUCGGCUUACGGUUAUGCAAUUUAUAUCAAGAAAGAUGACGAAAUGCAUUUUUUAUUCGGAAAAGCUAAGUUGUCACCGUGUAAAAUCAAAACUAUCGUAGAAUUAGAAUUACUUGCCUUAUACGAACUGGGCAAAAUAUUGAGUCGAAUGCACGUUGUUUUCCAUAACCGUAUUACAAUUUGGUCUGACUCUAUGAUUAAUUUACAACGUUUCGGCUCAUCUCCAAAUAAUCAAAAAAGAAACGUGGCAUCACAAUUAAUGAAAAUUUUGAAAAUUGUGAACGAUUUAAAUAUUACGAUUCGUCACGUUAAUGGUUUACGUAAUCCUGCCGACUUAUUCAGUCGAAUUAAUGAUUCGAAUAAUCGAUUCGAGACUUAUCGAGUCUCUUCCAUUUCAAUCAAAAAUUUCGAAUUUGCUGAUCAUGUUGAUGAGUUCAGAAAACUGGAAUCUAUCGAUCAAAUGAUGAAUUUCGUUGAGAAGUUAUUACCCAUUGGUAAUACGGCUAUUGAUAGGUGGAAUUUGAUAUAUCGUUUUUCGCAGUUCGGCAGCAAUACCAAUCAAAUUAAUCUCCCUUUGAUGUACGAUGAUAUUGUAAAAAUUAAAACGAGAAACCCGAAUUUUAGUCCAAUUUGGAUUCCUAAGGAAUCCAAUGUAGUUUUGGCUUUAAUUCAGUUUUAUCAUUUGGAAACAUUACAUGGUGGAAUAAAAACAACUAUGGCAGAAAUUCAAUCAAGAUUUUAUAUCCAAAAUUUGUAUCGAUUAGUCAAAAAAUUCAUUUAUUAUUGUCAUGUGUGCCAAAUUGAAAAGAAGAAACCGAUCGUUCAGCCAUUGGCUGAUUUGCCUUCUUCCCGAGUUAUAUUUGCCGCACCUUUCGAAUGUGUAUGCAUCGACUUUUUUGGUCAUCUUUCCUAUCGUAACGGAAAGAAAUUUUAUAUUUUAAUCGUAACUUGUUUGGUGUCUCGAAUGGUCAAGCUAGAAGUGGUUAAUUCUCUAUCGGCUAAUUCUGCCUUGACAGCUUUGAAUAACGUUUUCUUGCAAUGUGGUACACCUCGUAAGAUCUACAGUGAUAAUGGCACGAAUUUCGUUAAGUGCAACAAAGAAAUUAAAAAAUUUCUCGAUCAAUUAGAAGAAUCUAGCAAAUUGGAUAACAGAAAUAUUGAAUGGAUAUUUUCACCACCUGGUGCGCCAUGGUAUAACGGUACUGUUGAACGUUUAAUUUCUGUAACCAAACGAUGUUUAAGAUGCUUGGAUGCUAGCUUUCGUUCAUUUGAAGAUGCACGAACUACAUUUUUGAAAAUCGAAUCUGUCAUUAAUGGACGUCCAAUCGUACAAGAUGAUGAUCGUUGGAUAUCUCCAUUUGAAAUCGCUUACGGUCGACAACAACAACCAUUGAUUGACGUCAAUGCUGAUUUAGAUACAAAUGGUAAUUGGCCAAAACGUUUGAAAGAAGUCCGUUCUAAAUUUGAAAAUUUUUGGCGUUCUCAGUAUUUGGCCUCUCUGAAUCAAAAUAAUCAACCAAAAAUUACGGAUAUAAAAAUUGGGGACUACGUUCUAUUACCUUCUGAUCGUUUUAUAAAACGGAAUAAAUGGCCGAUCGCCAAAAUUAUUGAUAUUUGCAACAACUCCAAUAAUGAUGAUAAAGUUAUUCGAUCAGUAAAGAUUCGCCGUUUAUCUGACGAUGCUGAAUAUAUUAGACCGGUCAACGGAAUGAUCUUGUUGGAUCGUUACAAAAAUUAAAUUCGUCAUCUCGCGCCGGGAAUGUCGUGAAACAUGAGUAAAAGUUGCCACUACCUCUCAUGGCUAUUUUUUGUCUUAAU